UUUCAAUUUAUUUCAAUAAACCAUACUUAUUUGACCUCUAAUUUUUAUAUUUCACUUUAAUAUUUUCAUAACUCGUUAUUAGUUUUGAAUACAAAUUUUUCGAUGUAAUUUUUUUUAAAUUCUGAGAUAAUUUUUUUUUUAAAAAAGUAGUCGUUAAAAUAUUACCGUUAAAACUUCGGGACCACUCCAAAUAUGACCGUUUUUUUGUAUCCGUUACUUUACGACCGUUUUUUUGUCAUUUUUUGCACCAAAUGUCUUUAUAAAUGACAGUUCUUCAUUUUCAUCAACUCAACUAAAACUUCUUCCCAUUUCUAAAACAAACACAUUCAUCAUGAGUAUCUCAGAUAGCUCAUCGUCUGGAGAAGAAGAAAACGAAGAGUACGAAAGGUUUCACCACCUACGUUUGAGUUUGAUCGGUCGGAGGCUGGCUGAAGGUGCAUCAAGUCGCCGUCAAACUACAAGCCGACGUCACAUUGAUCGUGAGAGGGUCGAAUGUAAUCGACGUCUUAUGAGGGAUUACUUCGAUCCAAAUCCAGUAUACAAUGCUCGCAUAUUCAGAAGGCGCUAUCGGAUGCAGCCAAGAUUAUUCCAUCGCAUUAUGGGCGACAUUGUGAGGUUUGACCCCUCAUUUGCUCUAAGGCGUGAUAGCUUUGGUCAAUUGUCACUAUCUCCAGAGCAGAAGCUUACUGGUGCGAUGCGCAUGCUAGCAUAUGGUUCUCCAGCUGAUCAACUUGAUGAGUAUGUUCGUAUGGGUGAGAGCACCUUGAUGGAGGUCUUCAGAAAGUUUUGCAACAACAUUAUCAACAUGUACGGGGCCACAUACCUUCGCGCACCUACUCCUGCUGAUUUAAGGAUCUUACUCCGUAAAGCCUCAAGUCGUGGCUUUCCUGGAAUGAUUGGAUCAAUUGACUGCAUGCAUUGGGAAUGGAGGAAUUGUCCAAGUGGUUGGGCAGGACAAUACACCGGCCACAUGCAUAGGCCAACAAUCAUUCUGGAGGCGGUGGCCUCCUAUAACACAUGGAUAUGGCAUGCUUUCUUUGGGACACCUGGAUCGAACAACGAUAUAAAUGUUCUGGGGAUGUCACCAGUGUUUGAUCGUAUCGUCAAUGGAAGCGCUCCACAUGUACGAUUUGAGGUAAAUGGUCAUGCUUAUGAUCAAUGUUAUUAUUUGGCUGACGGUAUUUAUCCCUCAUGGUCGACUUUAGUGAAGACCUUCAGCAAUCCAAGGUCAAACAAAGAGGCUUUGUUUGCUCAACAUCAAGAAGCACACCGCAAAGAUGUGGAACGGGCAUUUGGAAUCCUCCAAACAAGAUGGGCAAUUGUUCGUGGCCCUGCAAGAGCUUGGGAUGUUGUCACACUUAACAAUAUAAUGCUGACGUGCAUUAUAUUACACAACAUGAUAAUCGAGGAUGAGCAGGUUGAUUCUGAUGACGAGAUGGAUGAUGACCUUGAUUAUGAGGUCCAUGCACAACCUGAACCAAUCAACCGACACCAAUCAACUCUAAUUGAUUACUUGGCUAGAAAUAACAGGCUUCGCUCAUCUACAACACAUCAUGCGCUUAGAAAUGACUUGGUUGAGCAUCUUUGGAAUUUGCACGGCAAUAUCUAGCAUUGUUUUACUUCAUGUUGCUUGGUUGUUUGUAUUUCAAGUUUCAGUGUGUGAUUUUAUUUCAUGUUGCUUGGUUGUUUGUAUUUCAAACUUUCAAUAACACUUGUUUUUAUUACACAUGGAAUUGCUCAAAGUUCAAAGAGUACACAUGACACAUGAAAAUAACAAAGUUGAAAGAGAACACACAACACAUUAAAGAUGUAAAGGCAAU
Molecule: messenger RNA, 1820 nt
Organism: Linum trigynum
Lineage: Eukaryota; Viridiplantae; Streptophyta; Magnoliopsida; Malpighiales; Linaceae
Source: the annotation of a GenBank genome assembly